Messenger RNA from Numida meleagris (helmeted guineafowl), 1459 nucleotides. RefSeq names its product pyrroline-5-carboxylate reductase 3 (gene PYCR3). Gene Ontology annotation, biological process: L-proline biosynthetic process. Gene Ontology annotation, molecular function: pyrroline-5-carboxylate reductase activity. Bases 50 to 865 code for a protein of 271 amino acids. The transcript has 6 exons. The record is from RefSeq and is a predicted model, not a curated record. Lineage: Eukaryota; Metazoa; Chordata; Aves; Galliformes; Numididae.
UCUGAUCAAUGGGAAAGCGGAGAGGAGCGAGGGGGCGGGGCGCGGGGCGAUGGAGGCGGAGGAGCUGCGUGUGGGGUUCGUGGGCGCCGGGAUGAUGGCGGGGGGCCUCGGCCGGGGGCUGCUGCGGGCAGGGAAGGUCCCUGCCAGCAACAUUGUUGUCAGCGCUCCCUCGGACCGCAACCUGGGAGUGUGGCGGGAGUGGGGCUGUCGCACCACGCAUUGCAACCUGGAGGUGCUACAGGAGAGCACAGUGGUUUUCCUGGCCACCAAGCCCCACGUGCUGCCCACAGUGCUGCAGGAGCUGCGUCCUGCUGUCACCCCCCAGCACCUCCUCAUCUCUCUGGCGGCCGGUGUCACCCUGCAGAAGCUGCAGCGGCUGCUCCCUGCAGGGACGAAGGUGCUGCGCCUGAUGCCCAAUCUGCCCUGCGUACUGCAGGUGGGAGCUGCCGUGUUCUCCCGUGGCACUGGGGUCAGGGAUGGGGAUGCAGAGCUGCUCCAGUCCCUGCUGUCCCCAUGUGGGCUGUGUGAGGAGGUCCCCGAGCCCUAUAUCAACAUCCACACUGGGCUCAGUGGCAGUGGUGUUGCCUACGUGUAUCUGUUCGCUGAAGCCAUGGCCGAGGGGGCUGUGAAGAUGGGGAUGCCGGUGGGCCUGGCCAGUAGGAUCACAGCCCAGACUCUGCUGGGCGCAGCGAAGAUGCUACUGGAGACCGGUGAGCACCCAGCAAAGCUUCGCGGGGACGUCUGCACACCUGGUGGGACCACCAUCCAUGGGUUGUACCAACUGGAGAAGGGCGCUUUGAGGGCCACUGUCAUGAAUGCAGUGCAAGCAGCCACUGAACGGGCGUGCGAAAUGGGGGAGGAUUAAUGGACAUCCCAUCUCAUCCUGUGGUGGUGAGGACCACAGCUCCUGGUGCCACCAAACCAAACCAUGGUGUCACCAAACUGAAGGCUGUUCACCCCAGACUAAAACAUGGUGCUACCAAACUGAAGCAUGGUGACCCCAAACUGAAGCCACCAAUCCAAAGCAUGGUGCCACCAAACUGAAGCAACCAAACUGAAGCCUGGUGACCCUAGACCGAAGCAUUCAUGACAGCAAACCGAAGCAUGGUGACCCCAGACUCAAGCACAAUGACACCAAACUGAAGAAUGGUGCCACCAAAGCAAAUCAUGUUGGCCAGCGAACCGAAGCCUGGUGACACCAGACUGAGGUAUGGUGACCCUAAACCAAAGCCUAGUUCCACCCGACCAAAGCCUGGUGAUCCCAAAUGGAAGCCACCAGACCAAAACUUGGUGACAUCAACCUCAAGACUGGUGCCACCAGACCAAACCAUGGUGACCCCAAACCAAAGCCCUAAAGGGUCCUUGAGCUUUCUGGGAGAUCCUCGCUGGAGGCGGGAGAUGCUGAAGUAUGUGGCCACCAUGGAGUGGGACCUAAUAAAAGUGGGCAGUGUGGUGGCAA